AUGACGUCGCCCGAGACCGUCCUCCUCUACUACUGCGCCCUCCGUGGCAUCUCCACCUCGCCCCCCGCUGGCCAUUUCUCCACUUCUUCUGCCCCUCCUCCAACCCCUCCGUCACCCGCCACCCAGCCGCCAUCGUCGUCACCGCAGAGGAGCCCCGCCCGCGGUGGUGUGCCGGUGAACCCGUCCUACCUGGGCAUCCAUCUCAAGGAAGACGAGGAGCGCAGCUUCAAGGCCGCCGGCAUCCUGCCCAUCGCCUUCUUCACCUCGCCGCCACCCGGCGGGCUGGUGGGUCCGCCGCCCAAAGCCGCAAAGCAGGGCGAGGCCAAGCCUGGCGACGAGAGCGAAGACGAGGACGGUGGCGGUGGUGGUGGCGCGGACGAGAAGAGCAGCACAGCGCCGAGCGCUGCAGCCACGAAAGGCGGUGUGCCGGUGCCCUACGUGUUGCUCGGCUGCGAGACCCGGCGUAAGCAGGUCAAGACCGACGAGGUUUACAUCAACCUCUUUGGCGGCAAGCGCGAAGACAGUGACGGCUCUGCUGCGGAGACUGCCUGGCGUGAGUUUUGGGAGGAGACGGGGCGAUUGCUGCCGGACCAAGCGCAGCCGUUCUUGGACCACUGCCGCGAUGGAGCCGAUCGGCGGCGAGUACUUUGGUUCGCUCCUGGCAAGUACGUCUUGUUCCUGUAUCAUCUGCCCUACCCGGCACCUGAAUGGACGACAAAGCUGGCCGAGCAGUACAGGCAGCUGGAGACGCGGGAGGAGGGCAGCGAGAUGGACUCCCUGCACUGGGUGUCCCUGCCGGCCCUGCUGAAGGCUGUCGGCCGUCGCGCUCCGGCAGACCGCGCAGUCUACGGCGCCGAUGAUGGCAGGCCCUACCCUGUGUUCCGCUUCAGCGCCGACAUUGUGGUCCACCUGUCGCGCUACUUCCAGAGCGUCGUCAAGGGCCAGGCGCACGCCGUGCCCCCACUCGACUCUACCACCUCGCCAGCGCGGCGCUCGCCCUACCGAGCACCACAUGGGCCACCACACGGGUCCAGCGCUGGCGGGCAGUCGCCUGCAAGGUCCUACCACACAACACCGCCCCGCUCGACUGUCAAGCACCAGCGCUCGCCACAUACAGCAAAGCCCACUCCAGCUACCUACUCAGCUCCUCUGUCAGCCAGGGCCAAGCCAUUCUAUCCCAAAAGCCCGUGCCCCACCCAGUUUGUAGCUGUAACUGCAAACCCAAACGACUAA
Messenger RNA from Acanthamoeba castellanii str. Neff, 1233 nucleotides. Its product is annotated as hydrolase, NUDIX domain containing protein. NCBI's taxonomy places the organism in Eukaryota, Discosea, Longamoebia, Acanthamoebidae. The record is from RefSeq and is a predicted model, not a curated record. Bases 1 to 1233 code for a protein of 410 amino acids. The transcript has 5 exons.